AGCACUGCCACUGCCCAAAGGGUGGGUGCUGGGGUGCAGCUGUGCAGCGUUCCCACAGAGCUGGCUCAGACUGUGAGUCCGCAGGACAAGGUUCUGCUUCAGCACAGGAGUGAGAUUUGCCAGACUGCUCUAAGAUGUCUUACAGAAAGGAGCUAGAGAAAUACCGGGACCUGGAUGAGGACAAGAUCCUCGGAACCCUCACAGAGGAGGAGCUCAGGAAGUUGGAGAAUGAACUGGAAGAGCUGGACCCUGAUAAUGCAUUGCUGCCGGCAGGGCUCCGACAGAGGGAUCAGACGCAAAAGCCACCAACUGGCCCGUUCAAAAGGGAAGAACUCAUGGCCCACCUAGAGCAGCAGGCAAAAGACAUUAAGGACAGAGAGGACUUGGUGCCUUUCACUGGUGAAAAGAGAGGAAAAGCUUGGAUCCCCAAGCAGAAGCCAAUGGAUCCUGUUCUGGAAAGUGUGACCCUGGAGCCGGAGCUGGAGGAAGCCCUUGCUAACGCCUCUGAUGCAGAGCUCUGUGACAUUGCUGCCAUCCUUGGCAUGCACACCUUGAUGAGUAACCAGCAGUACUACGAGGCACUGGGUAGCAGCACCAUUGUGAACAAAGAAGGACUUAACAGCGUGAUAAAGCCCACAAAGUACAAACCAGUUCCUGAUGAGGAGCCAAACUCAACGGACGUGGAAGAAACUCUGAAACGAAUACAGAACAACGACCCUGAUCUUGAGGAGGUCAACCUGAACAAUAUUAUGAAUAUUCCCAUACCAACUUUAAAGGCCUGUGCUGAAGCACUGAAGACUAACACUUAUGUGAAGAAGUUCAGCAUAGUUGGGACGAGGAGCAACGAUCCUGUUGCUUUUGCUCUGGCAGAAAUGCUGAAGGUCAAUAACACGCUGAAGAGCCUGAAUGUGGAGUCAAACUUUAUCUCUGGGUCUGGCAUCCUGGCUCUUGUUGAAGCACUCCAGAGUAACACAUCCCUCAUAGAGCUCCGAAUCGACAACCAGAGCCAGCCUUUGGGCAACAACGUAGAAAUGGAAAUUGCGAACAUGCUGGAAAAAAACACCACCCUGCUGAAGUUUGGGUACCAUUUCACUCAGCAAGGUCCCCGGCUCCGCGCAUCCAAUGCCAUGAUGAAUAACAAUGACCUAGUGAGGAAGAGAAGACUGGCCGAGCUGAACGGGCCUAUUUUUCCCAAGUGCAGAACUGGAGUGUAGCUGCCAGCCACGGAGGUCAUUCCCAGCGGGUCUGUGCUACUGUGACAACCUAAAGGCAAAGAAGUGCCUCGAGAGAGUUAUUUGUGGUGCCUCGGUUCUGUUUCAUGCACUAACAGUUUAAAGUAACUAGUGGCUGUAGUUGAAGAGUUUUAUCCAGUAGCACUGUUGAUGUUUUCUGUAGAGCUGGAAACUAUUCAAGCCAGUAACCUGCCGAUGUUGUGCAACCUCAGCUGAGCGUACACCCCGGUGUAAAAGUAACUGCAGUGACCUGGGACCUCAUUUUUCUAUAAACCUUCUGCACAGUGUUUCACGGAGGCAGCAUGUGGUACGAUGAGUGAGAGAUACAACUCUUCCACACAAAUUACAGAAGUAUUAGAAAAAUACUUUAUUUUUUUUCCCAAAAUGAUCUCAAGUAGCUGUAGAGGAGCAACUAGUUUAACAAGAACUUCUACUAUUCAGAAACAUGGCUAAAUUAGAUAAAUGCAAAGUGUAUUUUUUUUAACCAACAUCUGCCGAGUCAGUUACUUAGAGGUGCUGCUUCUCAAAUGAAUCCCCAUGUUUCUUAGAAAAGACUGAUCCCCCCCCAUCGCCAUGCAGUUAAGUAGAACUUAAGGCCACCAAUUGUGAAAUAAGAGUCUCAAAAACUGAGCACUGGAGAAUGGUUUAGCAUCAUUCUACCCCAUAUGUGUAUUUGAAUAAAAACAUCACUUUUAGGGAUCUGAUGCAAAUCCUGAGUUUGGCCUGAAAUAGCCAAACUAAUCAGUAAAUGAGAGUCCUCUCUUCUAAUCCCCACAUUUUCAUGACUUUAAAAGUGCACGUCCAGAUUCUCACUGGAAACAAGUCAAAUCCCCUUUCUUUGCUGCUUUAUCAAGAUGACCCCGUCCAUCAAAUUUUGUUAUGCUGCAGAUUGUUUUGCUUAAUGCCACCCCUAACAUAUGAUGGGCAUAAAUGCAAGGCUAAACACCGUGUCCUCACAAAGCUGCUAACAAACAUCAAUAUCCUGACUCUAAACUUAGACUGCGCACAGCCUGAAGCCUCUCUGUUGUUCCUAGAGGAGUAAUUCCCCCUGGGGAUACGCACCUCCAAGGCACGCAGAGCAGAGGACCCAGGACAAUCCCAUCCGACAUCCCUGCUAGGAUCCCGACCGAUAGGAAGACUUGCCAGGCAAAAGCAUUGCUGUGCAAAAGCCUUAUUCUUGGUCUGACAACAACACAUCCUAGCAAGAGUUCUCGCCUACAGUAACCUACCUGCACAGAUCUGUUAAAAGUAGUUCUGCAGCCUCCUACACAUAACUCCAGCAAAAGCCCCACAGAUUUCUACAGAGCUUGUGCACAAACAUCAUGCACUUUGGCUCUGGCCAACAGAGCAGAGAAACACUGUGCUUCCAUCAGUGUGGGAAAAUUUGUUGUUCUUCAAAGCUUAAUAAAUGUGCCAGCAAUGCCAAAUAAAA
This is a messenger RNA of Lagopus leucura (white-tailed ptarmigan), 2664 nucleotides long. It is a transcript of the gene TMOD1, whose product is annotated as tropomodulin 1. Gene Ontology annotation, biological process: muscle contraction; pointed-end actin filament capping; myofibril assembly. The record is from RefSeq and is a predicted model, not a curated record. Gene Ontology annotation, cellular component: striated muscle thin filament; myofibril. Lineage: Eukaryota; Metazoa; Chordata; Aves; Galliformes; Phasianidae. Gene Ontology annotation, molecular function: tropomyosin binding. The coding region runs from base 135 to 1214 and encodes 359 amino acids. The transcript has 10 exons.